Molecule: messenger RNA, 2238 nt
Organism: Penicillium verhagenii
Lineage: Eukaryota; Fungi; Ascomycota; Eurotiomycetes; Eurotiales; Aspergillaceae
Product: kinesin family protein
Exons: 3
Coding region: 1-2238 (745 amino acids)
Biological process (GO): mitotic spindle organization; microtubule-based movement
Molecular function (GO): ATP binding; microtubule binding; microtubule motor activity
Source: RefSeq, a predicted model, not a curated record
AUGAGUGUUCGAGUCGUCGCACGAGUCAGACCUCUUCUGAAGGCUGAAAGGGAAUUGGAUAUUAUUCUUCGCACUGGGGCAUCCGCCGCCGCCCCGGAUCCUAAGCAGUCCGCCAACGGCGACCGCAAGUUGGCAGCAUUGAGGGACAGGGACAACGUGGUACGGAUCCCAAACCCCAAGAAUGAGGGCGAGGAGUACACCUUUCAAUUCAACGCGGUGUAUGAUUCCGACGUGGCACAGCAAGAGCUAUUCGAUGCCGAGGUUGCGCCCACGAUCAAGCACCUAUUCAAUGGAUUUGACGUGACCCUCUUCGCAUACGGCGUCACUGGAACCGGAAAAACACACACAAUGCGCGGCGGUAAAAGCCUCGCGGACCGAGGUGUCAUCCCACGACUCCUGAGCGGUAUCUACCGAAAAAGCCGGAAGAUGGAGAAGGAUACCAACGGCGAAACGACGGUUGAAGUGGCCCUCAGCUACUACGAAAUAUACAACGACAAGGUCUACGAUUUGUUCGAGCCACCAGAGAAGCGCACCCUGGCAGGACUUCCUUUGCGCGACAACGGCGGCAAGACCGUGGUUUGCGGGCUUACCGAGAAAGCAUGCACCAGCUUGAAGGAGUUCGAAAGCCUAUAUGACCAGGCAAACAACAAUCGUUCAACUUCUGCAACCAAGUUGAACGCCCAUUCGUCUCGUUCCCACGCGAUCCUCGGCGUAAAGGUUACCAUCUGUUCUCCCGACCAGACUCGAGUCAGCACAGUCUCUGCGAUCGAUCUUGCAGGCUCAGAAGACAACCGACGGACGGAAAAUGACAAGGAGCGGAUGGUGGAGUCAGCCAGCAUCAACAAGAGUCUCUUCGUUCUUGCGCAGUGUGUCGAGGCCAUCACCAAGAAGCAACAUCGCAUUCCGUACCGUGAAUCGAAGAUGACGCGAAUCUUGUCCCUAGGCCAAAACAACGGGUUGACAGUGAUGAUUCUUAACCUGGCACCUGUCCGAUCGUAUCACUUGGACACAAUCAGUUCUCUGAAUGUGGCCAACCGCACAAGGAAGAUCGAGGUGCGAGAGAUUGAGAAUGACCCGAUAUUCAAAGGCCCUGCCAGACCCGCUCCUCGGCCAUCAAUGGCAAGCUCUCGCCAGCCACUGCGCCCACUCGUUGCUUCUGUGAACGUGAACAUGCCGGCCCCUGCCGCAAAGGACCCAGCUGCAAAGGACGAGGGCAAACCAAUGAAAGCUUUCAGCGUCUUUUCUGAUCGCCCUAAGCCUGUCACUCAGAUUCGGAAAUCUGAAAUCCCCAAGAGACCUUCCCUUGCUCCCGAUGCGCCUGCCAUGCGCUCUCUGAAACCACCUCGCCAGCCCCUUACCGCAAACCACGCUCCAUCAAGCUAUGCAGAUAUCUCUGCUGCUAAGAUUGAGGAGAUGGUUGAAAAGAAGGUCGAGGAACUGUUGGCUGUUCGGGCUAUGAGCGAACAAUCGCGACAGACUCAAGCCCGUGAACUCAAUGACCAGCUUCAACGUCGCCUGGAGCUUCUAGAACAGCGCAUUGAGGGUACUGAGGAUGACAGAGCGGAGGGCCUUUCUUAUUUGCUCAUGGGCAAGCAGCAUCAAGCCCGUGGUGAAAACGGCUCUGCGCUGAGGAUGUACCAGCUGGCACUCCCCCACUUCCCACACAACGAGAAGCUGGUCGCCAAGAUUGCGGCUUUGAAGGAGCGCAUUCAAAAGUCAUCACGGCAGUCGUCCACACCUGCUUCUCCCCCCAAAGGAAAGCUGGGAAGCAUGCUAUCUCUGAAGAAAGAGCCGACUCUCACUAUCCUGGGAAAGCGUCCGGUUGAAGCAGUGGAUGAUGAAUAUAUGAGAGACAUGGACAACGAGGGGUUUUCAAGCGAUGAAGAUACCGUCACUCGGCAGCAUAAGAAGCGGGUUACAUCCAAGACCCUUGAUCAGAGUGUAAACGACAUUGAGACCCUUGAUGAGUACGAGAACGGCUCUCUGUCCCCUCGCACGAUGCACCUUCUGUCGAUCAUCAACUCAAGGGAUGUGAGCCAGAUCAAGCUUCUAAAGGGCGUUGGUGCCAAAAAGGCAGAGGCUCUUGUCAACUGCCUCUGCGAGAUGGACCCAUCCGCAAAUGAUGAGAUGGUUUCAGAUCAACCUUUGUUUCAAGUGGCCAGCUUAGCUCAGUUGAGUACUCUGAAAGGUGUUGGAGUUCGCACUGUCGAGAACAUGCGUAACGGUGUUUUGGUAUAA